UCCAACGACAUGGAACGGAAUAAUCGUUCACAAACCGGCUACCCAGCACAAUACACGCAUAUGCCCGAGUGUGUGCCGGCAUCGCCAAAUCAGCAUCCAUCGCUGGCCACUACCUUUGUGCCGUACAUAGUGGUGAUCAAGAACCAGAUACGGGCUGCGAAUCCUGGCAUUUCAGAUGACCACUUGAACGCCGUCGCACUAAGACAACUCCAAACCCACGUUCAGCGUGCAAACACGUCAUGAAAGGAGAUGUCACGUCGAAAAUCGCUACGAUACAAUGCAUUUGCGAUGCUUCGCGAUACAAUGUAGCAUUGGCCAGGAGCAUUGCAUUGUCUGCUGGGCCUGAUGCUUCUUUGUUCUUAUCAACAAAUGCAUUGUCUGCGUGCGCAUCGUGGUGCAUAAAUUGAGAGUCCGGGACAGCAUGGAGAUUCACAUCUUUCAACUUCGUUACUUGAUCAACGAUAACCUAAGCAGGCUCUUAGGUCACAUUCAGCGAACAAGUCAACUCACAUCUCACUGCUGCCCCGAGCCACGACCGGCUCUUCCACCUCUCACACAAGAUGUGGAGAAACGCCAACUGGUUUUAUGAGGGCGAGGAACCCUCCCAGAAGCCCGGAGCUUCUACCCAACCAAGCAGACCCAGGGUAGCAGUCAUUCGGCGAGACAAUCGUCUCUUCACGACCAUCAAGGAACGCUCUCUCACCGACACCCAAACGAAGAAGCUCAAAAAAUCCCCCACCUACCCCAGCCUCCUCGAAUUCCACGUCACCUUCCACAUCUCUCUCCUCCACCGCUCCUCAAAAACCAAAGCAGGCUACAUCCUCGCCUACACAAUCGACCGCUCGCCCACCUCAACUUGGAAAAAAGACCUCCUCUCCCCCCGAAUCCCCGGCCACAGACUCAACCAAAGACCCAUGGUCCAUCAUGACCCGUCCUUACACCCCAACGUCGAAGAGAUACAUAUGAUGAUGCAGAAUAUCUAUCAUCAGGAGACGGGGGGUGUUCGAGAAGAAUUCUCCGCUCACGCCGACGACUUGGGUCAAGAGAAAUUACAUUUCAUCGCGGAAUUCCAAGUCUCAGCCGCAUUCCGAGGGAAGGGGUUUGCGCAGAAGUGUUUGAAAGGGUAUAUUUCUUCAUUACUCCCGAAUCUACCCGGGAACAUGAAGUAUGAGGGCGCGGUGACGUUGUCUCCGGCGGGGUUUUUGGAUGUGAGGUUGAAGAUGUUGAGGGAGAAGGGGAAGGAGAGGGUUGGAUCUUGGAGGGAUGUUGAGGGGAAGUUGAUUGAGAGUUAUGGGAAGAGUGGGUUUGAGGUUUGGUGUAGGAGUGAGGAGAGGUUUGCGAGGCAGGGGGGGAUUACGAUUAUGGGGAGGCGGACGCGGACGGAGGGGGAGAAGAAUACUUCUGCGAUCCCGAAGGCGAGUGUUUUUGAUCCUGAGAUUCCUAACCUCCUCUCACUGCCCUCUACUUCUUCUACCCUACCUUGAAGCCCCAUUACUGACUGCCUGUCCACAGAACCCAGCUCUAGCUCCAGAUCCUCCUCUACCUCUACCUCACAUCUUCACCCCUAACAUCCCUAACCUCCCUCUACUGCCUACUACUUCUUCUACCCAACCUUGAAGCCCCAUCACUGCUUCUCCACAGAACCCAGCUCUAGCUCCAGAUCCUACUCUACCUCCUAUCCCCAACCUCCCAUCACUGCCCAGAACCACUCCUUCUUCUACCUUACCUUAAAAUCUCUUAUCACUACCUACCUACCUACCUAUCCACAACGUUACCUUCACCUUCCUCCUUAUCCUAAAACAAAACCUCCCGGGCCUCCUUCUUUAAUAAUAAUAAUAAUAAAAAAAAAACCCCUCCCUCCUAACCUCAAAAAAUCCCAAUCCAAUCCUAAUUAAAACGCCUUUUACCAUUCAGUUCUAGUUCUAGUUCUAGUUCUUCUAGUCCUCGUUCUAUUAUUAAUUAGACAUAU
Messenger RNA from Pseudocercospora fijiensis CIRAD86, 1969 nucleotides. RefSeq lists its product as uncharacterized. The record is from RefSeq and is a predicted model, not a curated record. The transcript is spliced from 2 exons. Bases 561 to 1484 code for a protein of 307 amino acids. Lineage: Eukaryota; Fungi; Ascomycota; Dothideomycetes; Mycosphaerellales; Mycosphaerellaceae.